AUGAAUCAUUUUUACUUUUCCACAUUCUUUCUAUUUCUUUUGUGUGAUCUUUACUCUGCCCAGAAUGACCCAUUGUGUGGCACCAAUGGGCCGCCAGCAGAGAAAGGGCGAAUUGUGGGCGGUGAAGAGGUAGUGCCGCACUCUUUUCCCUGGGUCGUCUCUCUUGGCUUUAUCAACAAGUUUGGCGAAUACAAGAGCAUCUGCACAGGGUCUCUGAUCACCCCACAGUGGGUACUGUCAGCCGGUCACUGUGUUCGGGGCAUUGAACACGCCCACAAGCCUACAGCUCUUCUCGCUGCACACAGCAUUAAACUGAAAGUGGCCGAGCCGCACAAAGAAGCCGUGCGCCUGGUUAAGUUUGUACGUCACCCGAAGUAUGGCAACCACAAAUCAAAAGAUUUCAAGACGAUGGUCACCAAUGAUGUGGCCCUCUACAAACUGGAGCGUCCGAUGAAGCUGAGCGGCAAUCCGCAUCUGGGCACGGUCUGUCUGCCACCGCAGAACAGCACCUACGAUGCUUAUGUCGACCAGGUGGCCAUCGCCACCGGCUGGGGCAUGACCGAGGACGGCAACUUCCUCAGUCAGUCUUCGGUGCUCAGAAAGGUCAGCCUGCCCAUGGUGUCGACAGACUUUUGUGCAAAGGAGUAUCGCGUAAAAAAGAAGGGCAAUGAAAAAGAGCUUAACACUCUGCUUUGUGCUUACUCGCCUGGAAAUGGCACGUGUCAUGGCGACUCGGGUGGGCCAUUAAUGAUCCGGGCAGGCAUCAACAAUCUUUCU
This is a messenger RNA of Rhagoletis zephyria (snowberry fruit fly), 777 nucleotides long. Lineage: Eukaryota; Metazoa; Arthropoda; Insecta; Diptera; Tephritidae. The record is from RefSeq and is a predicted model, not a curated record.